AGAUAGCCAAUCAUGUUGCGCAGCGGAGAAUUUCGAACAGGCGGGAAGCGAAGGAGGCGGGAGGAAAAAACAAGGCCGGCUAACGCCUGCUUACGGCUGUCGUCUGGCGCGCGCUGACUCCACCUGAUGUAACGCGCAGAACGGGAACGAGCGAUUAGGCAGAACAUGGCUAGAGAAAAGUGCUUGAAGAAGUCAUUUAAGGAUACCUUGGAAGACAUAAAAGAGCGCAUGAAAGAGAAAAGAAAUCAGAGAUUGGCCAAACUGGGCAGAUAUGCUUUGGGCAGACCGAACACAGUUCUUUCUGGCAAGGGUAAAAUUGCAGGUGACUCUUCUGUGAAACUGAAAAACAUCCAAGCAAACAAUAGAGCAUUAGCCCUGGCUUUAGAAGAAGAGAAAAUCAAAAUGAGAGAAGCACAAGAUAUUAUUCUGUACUUAAAGCGAGAAUAUCAGUCACUGAAGUUUCAAAUGUUUGUCUUGCAAAGAAAGGUUGAGGUGCAACAAGAAAAAGAACACACUGAGACUAGAUUGUUGAUGGUGAAGAAUGUUAUUUCUAAAGCUGUUCAGAACCUCCUGGAGGCAACUAGUCUCCUUGAUCCAGAAAAGGAUUCAUGUACCACAGAAGCUAGCCAGACUGUUUAUGGCCGGGUAUUUGAAGAGUGUGACUCCAGUCAUGGGGAAAACCAAGCUGCUAUGACUAUUGUAAAGCCUGACUUCACUGUAAAUAAGCAAGGCAAAGCAUUCUUAAGUGAACCUGAAAAUAACACCGAUAAACAUUGUUCAGAUUUUCUAUCUGAUUCCUGGCAAGAUGUGGAAAAUAUCCCUACGGGCCCAUCGCUGCAGGCAAAUAAAGGUUGGCAAAAUAGUUCUCAUGAGAACUGUCAGUCGUAUGAGAACAGAAAUAUUUCAUCAAAUGAAGACAAUAAGCAAGUUGGCAAUUCCUUACCUAAAAGCAUAUCUACCCGACGUCGCUAUUUGAAGAUCGAUGACCAGAGGGAGCUCUGUGUUUCUGAUGAUAACAAUUUAGAAAUAACUGACCAGAUUAUAGAAUCUUGUGAACAAGACAAAACUAGACCUGAGAGAGAUCUAGUGAUGAAUAACGAACAGUUUGAAGAAAUGUAUCCAUACACAGAGAACACGAAUGAUACAAGCCCAGAUCAAAGCUUAGUAUACUCACAUAUGCCAACUGAAUGCAGUUCAUCAACAACAGAUCUAAAGGAAACUCAUUUUAAUAAUAGUAAUUCUCAAACACAGAAGGACAGAGGUCAAAAAAGGAAACUGGAGGAAGUAAAAAAGCGUUCUAGGACAAGAUCAAAAAAGAAAAACCGGAAUAAACAUUCUGGUUCCAAAGGAAAAGCAGAUCUAUCUGUGGGUUCUAGUGAUGCAUAUGACUUUAUUUUUGAGGAGAGUGUCCAUAUUACACCUUUCCGGCAAAAUAAAGAAAAGGAGAAUACCGUGGAUGAUAAUAGUUGUAUAGAAGAAAUAUGUAGUGAUUCAUCAUCAGAUGAUGAUUCUAAUGACAGUCUUUAUGAGCCCUACAAAAACAAAUCAAAAUCUAUGAAAACAUUAAGCCACAGAAGUGAUACAGUUCCAGUGCACACAAGACGGCAAUCAAAAAGGGCUGUUUUGGAACAGCAUGAAAGAACUACUGAGGAAAAAAUGUGUAAAGGCAAAAGUAACACAUCUGUAACGAAAAACAGUGGAUCUAAUGUUGUAAUGAACAUUGCUGAAGAUGUUCCUUGUUCUAUUUUCACUGAAGAGAACAAAGAAAAAGAACACAAGACAAGUUCUUUUUCGGAAAAUAUCAACUUCAAACCAGAUAAACCUUUGGGAAAUCUUCAAAAUUUCUGUCAUCUUGGCGAUAUCACCAACCUUGCAUCAUCUUCUACAAUAACUAGAAAUUCUCAUCCUCUCAUUUCUUCUGGUGAAAAAGAAACUUUUAAUAACAGACGCAGAUGUACAGUUAGCAUGAGCUAUAAAGAACCAGCUCUCAACAGGAAGCUUCGACGAGGAGACCCUUUUACAGAUGUCGGACUUCUGGAUUCUCCAAUCUUUAAGGAGAAAAAGAUGCCCAAGUACACGUCAGUUAAAAAGAAAUUUGUUUCCAGAUACAAUGAGGCAUUUGUUGGUUGCCUUUGACAGCUUUUUUUCCUGUGUAUAACUUGAUUUGUCAGCAGAAAUGUUCUUAUGGUGUAAAAAGGAGUAUUUUUAGCCAAAUGUUGUUGCUGUGAAAUCUAAACUGUACAUUUGUACAUAUAGCUGUUUUACUUAUGGGCUUAGAUUUCAUGAACUCUUUAGUAACACUUCCCUUCCACACAGAUGGACAUACUCUUACAGAUGAUAUAUUUAAAAUAGCCAUUCAACUGAAAUAUGUAAAUGGAAAUCUAGUUACUUGUCAGUAGUUAGAGCAAAGGAAAUUCUGCCUCAGUCUUUUUUCCUUCCAUUUAUAUUAUGAAAAUUAAGUUGCCCACCAUUUUUUAUCGUUGGUGUUUGCAUUCUGGGAAUUACAAUUCCCAGGAACCACUUGAUUAAACAGGGUAUGUAGUUUGGAUAAAUAGGGUGGUUGCAAGGCUUCUUUGAUUUGGAUUUACUGUUGGCAGCAGAGGGGAAAUGGGCAGCUCUGUAGCUCAGCUUGCUUUGAAAUGGACUUUCCAAGCAAGUUGAUGUAGUUCACAUGUACUUUCAGCCAAAGUAAUAGGAGAUCUGUGUUUUACUGCCUGAACUUGGAUAGAAUGUUUUUCUAUAGAAGCAUACAUUUGUUUUUUGUUAGUAAGCCUUACAAACUUGUGUUUAGUGUGAAACAUGAAUCAGUGUAGCAGUAUAUUGAUUUUCUAAACUGUAUUUGCUGUUAAUGACAUUUAUAAUAAACGUUUAAUGCUGUGUAA
Molecule: messenger RNA, 2882 nt
Organism: Sphaerodactylus townsendi
Lineage: Eukaryota; Metazoa; Chordata; Lepidosauria; Squamata; Sphaerodactylidae
Gene: SGO1
Product: shugoshin 1
Exons: 10
Coding region: 166-2136 (656 amino acids)
Cellular component (GO): chromosome, centromeric region
Source: RefSeq, a predicted model, not a curated record